UUCUAGACGCGACACUACUGUACGGCAAGAGAUUAUCUUCAACGUGAAAAUGUCCAAACACCCAGAAAACAAUCCCGGUGUAAAAACGGAAAAGAUGGAGAUUAUUAAAGUGAAGAGCGAAGAAACGAGCAGUCCAGAACAAUGGAGAGUGAAAAAUGAAGAAACGGAGGUACAAAUAGCAGGAAAAACACCCGGUGUAAAAACGGAAAAGAUGGAGAUUAUAAAAGUGAAGAGCGAAGACACGAGCAGUCCAGAACAUUGGAGAGUGAAAAAUGAAGAAACCGAGGUACAAAUAGACUUGAUGGAAGUGAAAGAGGAAAAUCAAGAACUGAAUGAAGUGGAGGAAAAUCAUCAGUAUCGGGAACCUGAUAAUGUCACAAUGGGAGAAAAAUAUUUUAGUUGUUCACAGAAUAAAAUGAAUUUUCUACAUAAAAGACAAGCCAGAAAACCUUAUACCUGCCCUCAGUGUGGAAAGAGUUUCACACGCAAAAUAACCCUUCAGCAUCACUUAGUAAUAAUUCACACUGGCAAGAGACCUUUCACGUGUGAUCAGUGUGGAAAGAGUUUCAAACAAAUUGGACAUCUUAAGAUUCACACAAGAAUUCACACUGGAAAAAGGCCUUACACAUGCCUUCAGUGUGGGAAGAGUUUCAUACAUUUGGAAAGCCUAAAAAGUCAUAGGAAAAUUCAUUCUGGAGAGAAAUCGUACCAGUGUUCUGAGUGUGGCAAGAGAUUUGCAGACUCAUGGAAUAUGAAAAAUCAUCAGCGCUCUCACUCGGGAGAAAGGCCAUUUUACUGCGAUCAUUGCGGUAAAACAUUCAUUUUGUCAUCACAUUUAAAGAGACACCUGAAACUUCAUGCAGAUGAGAAGCCUUACUUGUGUUCUUUUUGUGGGAAGAGUUUUGUAUGGCUGGACUGUUUUAAAGAGCAUCAGUUAAUGCAUAUUGGUGUUAGAGCUCAUGUAUGCUCUGAAUGUGGGAAAGCCUUUACUACAUCAAGUUAUUUAAAAGUGCACAGAAGAGUUCAUACUGGAGAGAAACCUUACAAGUGUUCAUAUUGUGAAAAGAGUUUCACUCAGUCUUCAGGCCUGAAAGCACAUGAAAGAGUGCAUACUGGAGAGAGGCCGUACCUCUGCCCUUCAUGUGGGAAGACUUUCAUCCGAAAUGGUCAUCUAAGAGAACACUUAAAAAAGGCUUGCCCAAAGUUGUCACCAUGAGAAAUUUCAAUUUAAAGAUUAAUCCAAUUAUUUAUUAUUAUUAAAAAAAUGUUAUCCCCCUUUUCGCCCCAAUUUGGAAUGCCCAAUUCCCACUACUUAGUAGGUCCUUGUGGUGGUGCGGUUACUCACCUCAAUCCAGGUGGCGGAGAACAAGUCUCAGUCUUAUCACGUGGCUUGCCAUGCAUGACACCGCAGAGGCUCACGUCAUUGAGAGCGAGAACCCCUAAUCACGACAACGUAAUGGCAUCACCCCAUCCAGCUCUCAUUGGAUCCUCUCCUCGGCUAGUAACGAGAAGAACAUCUGCACUUGGUUUAUUGAUUUGCGCACAGCCAUUUCAUUUUACAAUUCAAAAGUCGCGUGGACAAAUCAUACUGCUAUCGCUGUUGUUAACUUUAAAACUAGAGGGUUGAUAUCGCGUGUCGAAAAUCCAGUGACGCUGGUAGUGACGAUUCUCUCUGACCAAUCAGUGAUCUGCAAGGUCACAUUUAGUAUCGGCUCGGCUUGCUAUAUCUGUUUGAAAUUUUGUAGAUAUAGAUUUUUUUCAAUGCCAGAUCCCUCUUUUUCAUUAGCAGGGGAAUAUCAGUAUUUAUCCAAGUCAAAAAAACUUUUCUCCUGUUACUUUUAAAGGAGCAUGUAAACUUCUGGAUUGUAUUUGCGAGUGUGUCCAUUAAAAAAAUCACAACACUCAUUCAGAUUAUCAAUUUGAUGUAUACUCUCCCAGUUUAUGUUAUUUUCAAACUGAGACAUUUUCUGCUUGGGAAUUCCAAUUUGUGAAUGAUUAACUCUAGUUCCAAAAAAACGGCUCUGAAAUCUUUGUUUUGUUAAUUUUCUUACAAAGUUAAAUUAUG
Messenger RNA from Xyrauchen texanus (razorback sucker), 2065 nucleotides. RefSeq names its product zinc finger protein 239-like. The record is from RefSeq and is a predicted model, not a curated record. Gene Ontology annotation, biological process: regulation of immune system process; regulation of cytokine production; negative regulation of transcription by RNA polymerase II. NCBI's taxonomy places the organism in Eukaryota, Metazoa, Chordata, Actinopteri, Cypriniformes, Catostomidae. The coding region runs from base 50 to 1216 and encodes 388 amino acids. The transcript is spliced from 4 exons.